AUGCCUGGCCCCCAUCGGAGCCGGAGGGAGCGGUUAGGGUUGCCAACGCGGUCCCCCCAUCUGGAGGUGGGAGACCUGAACUGCCUGUUGAUCAACGAGGAGGGGUACCUGCAGGACUCCAGUGUCUUGUACCCCGAACAUGGUGUCCCAGAGGCGGGUAACAGAGCUGACCACAGGGGGAUAACCUCCAUCCACUCUGGAAGCUCAGCCCACAACGACGACUUUGGACACUCUCUAAACCUCAGAGAUCGUUCACAAGAGCAGUUAACAGGAAGAGUGGGAGGAGGGGGGAGACGUCACGCCUGCAAUCAGUGCACCAUGACCUUCCCAGACUCUGGCUCCCUCAAGGCCCACAAGCAAACACACAAAACAGAGAGAGGGUCGAGUACAGGGUCAGGGUCUGGGCCUCCGUACUCCUGCACCCAGUGUGGUAAAACCUUCACCCAGGCCUGCAACCUCAAGGUCCACCAGCGGGUCCACCAGGCCAAGGGACUCCACCUCUGCAGCCACUGUGGCAAGGGCUUCACCUCCUUCUCCGACCUGAAGAGGCACAAGUGCAGCCAGAUGACAGACAAGCCCUACUGCUGCUCCAUCUGUGGGAACAAGUUCAGUCGGCUCUGGAACCUGAAGGUGCAUCAGCGCAUUCACACGCAGGAGAAACCCCACCGCUGCACUAUGUGUGACAAGAGAUUCACGCGGGCAGACAUUUUGAAAGUGCACCUGCGCACCCACACUGGGGAGAGACCGUACUGCUGUGCUGUGUGUGGACUCAGCUUCAAAAGACUGGCCCAUCUGAAGUCACACCAGCGCAAACACAGGCCGGAACUCCUGGACUGAUUUUUUUUAUUGCUACAUUUUUUUUGUCAUAUAGCAGACACUCUAAAAACAGAGCGACUUACAAUUAGUGCAUUCAUCUUAGGAUAGCUAGGUUUAUUAUUAUUUUAUUUGACAUUGAGAACAUUUCUUGUGAUCAGUUGUUUAUUAAUAAGGACAUGUUUGCUGUGAUCUAGUGGACUAUAAAAGAGACGUCUCUCCUAUUCUUAACACUUUGCCCAGUCAUAUUCAAUGUCAGAACUACUUUUCUAGGGGUUCUGAUGCUUCUAGCCUUGAUCUGUAUUUUUAUAACAUAUCUACAAUAUUUCACUUUUUAAUGUGUAUAGUAUUUCCUACUAUGUGUUGUCUAAUGAAUUCUGUAACCACUCCCUCUUCAUAUUGAUUGGUUGAUUGGAAAAUGCUGUUCAAAAGAGGACAUUGUAUUAUCAUAUCUUUGUACUCCCUGAUGAAGGCCAUGCAGCCGAAACGCGUCGGAGUUUGUAAUCUUUGUUUCCAUUGAACAUGUCAUACAAAUAAAUAUAUUUUAGUUAAUUAUAUUCAGAUUGCCUUGGUCCUCCUUUCUUUAUGAUGAAAAUAUGAACGGUUGGAAAUCUGUGUGUUGAAUAAGAAUUCACGCCAUACAUGGACCGUCUAUGAAUUGUCUUUCAUAAUGAUCAUGCCAACCUACCAUGAUUGUGUUCAAGUGCUUUUGAAGUCUGACCAAUUCAUCAACCAAUAAGAUUUUAGCUUGCUUGAUUGCUAGUUAACAUUGCUAAUAAUAAAAUUAGCUUGUGACAUGUUGAUAGGAUGGUUCAGCAUAAACAACAAAAUAAUAAUUAACCAAUCAACAACAAGUGAAUAUAGUCCUGUCAGAGCCAACAGUCUCAGUUCAAAACCUGAAUCCUACCAGAACCUUUGGUUGAGAGUGUGAGUCCUUAAAUGGAAGUGCAAGUCCAAAUAAAUGUUUGUAAACCAAAGGAAUCCCCCCCCCCCCCCUAGAUAUUUUCACUAGGGCCAGGACAACACCAGUAUCGUGAUAUUUUUUCCAUGCCAAAAAUGAAAACACGAAGCAGACUUAACUCUUUGGUCCUUUAAAAACCUGCUGUAUGUAAAAUACUGUGUGAUAUAGCCUGGAAGAUAAAUACAUGUGACUCUGGAUGACAACAUAAUGAUGUUUGUUUAGGAAGUUAACUUUGCUAUAGUGUUUUGUUUCCUUAUCACCACACUAGUGUUAUUCCGGUUCUAAUUUUCACCAAAGCAGUGGACUGUGAUAGAAAAGAGGCCUAAAAAUCCCUCUUAGCACACAGCAAACAAUGCUUGCUCUCUCUCACAAUGGGCUUGCAGUCAAUUCAAGAUGGCACCUGUGGGUUGGACAUGCCUCCCGACCACACCCAUAUCUGCAACCUUAAAGGCCGACUGCAUAAUAGGCCUUUAUAAUCCCAACACAGUGUAAUAACAUGGCCAAGACUAAGUACAUUCAGCAACACAUUAUUUUCAUCAUUUCAUUUAUUUUAGGGGCAACGUUUAAUUUCAUUUCACAUUGUGCUUUCUUGGUAAAGCAUGUUACAAGCUAGCUUGCUUAACAUUGACAAUAUGGUCAAACUACCUAUUCUGAAAAAAUAUAUAAACGCAACAUGUAAAGUGUUGGUCCCAUGUUUCAUGAGCUGAAAUGAAAGAUCACAGAAAUGUUCCAUAUGCACAAAAAGCUGACUUUAACAUUUGUUUACAUCCUUGUUAGUGAACAUUUCUCAUUUUCCAAGGUAAUCCAUCCACCUGUGAGGUGUGGCAUAUGAAGAAGCUGAUUAAACGGCAUGAUCAUUACACAGGUGCACCUUGUGCUGGGGACAAUAAAAGGCCACUCUAAAAUGUGCAGUUUUGUCACACAACACAAUGCCACAGAUGUCUCAAGUUUUGAGGGAGUGUGAAAUUGGCAUGCUGACUGCAGGAAUGUCCACCAGAGCUGUUGCCUGAGAAGUUAAUGUUCAUUUUUCUACCAUAAGCCACAUCUAAUGUGUUUUAGAGAAUUUAGCAGUACAUCCAACUGGCCUGACAACCAAAGACCAUGUGUAUGGCAUUGUGUGGGCUAGCAGUUUGCUGAUGUCAACGUUGUGAACAGAGUGCCCCAUGGUGGCGGUGGGGUUAUGGUCUGGGCAGGCAUAAGCUACAAACACAAUUGCAUUUUAUCGAUGGCAAUUUGAAUGCACAAAAAUACGGUGACAAGAUCCUGAGGCCCAUUGUGAGGCCCAUAAAAUAUAUAUAUAUAUAUAUAUAUAUAUAUAUAUAUAUAUAUAUAUAUAUAUAUAUAUAUAUAUAUAUAUAUAUAUAUGUAUUCCCAGUCAUGUGUCAUCCAUAGAUUAGGGCCUAAUGAAUUUAUUUCAAUUGACUGAUUUCCUCAUAUGAACUGUAACUCAGUAAAAUCUUUGAAAUUGUUGCAUGUUGUGUUUAUAUUUUUUUCCAAAUUGAUACAUUUGUAAUUGUCAAACAUUUAUUUGUUCUCAUCUUUUGGUUGAAAGGGUGAAGGGUCAGUGGUGAAACAUGCAACUCGGGUAACAAAUUUUUUUGUUUUUUGUCUCCCACUCUUAAUUAUGACUUAGAGGGUCAUUCAAGUGAAAAUUCCCAGUCUUUAAAGCAACUAGUUCAAACCUGCAGAACAUAAAAACCAUGACGUGAGACGUGAACUCAGUACACCUCAAUUUGAACUUGUUUUUAGGCUUCUAACUUUCCUAAUGAAUAACAAAUGAUAAAUAACCAGAAUUUAUGUUUUAAAAACAAUUAAUCAACUGUUAAUUCAAGUCUCAAUUCAAAAUCAAAAUUUUAUUUCGUGGCAUUUUUCUUCCAAACAACAAAAUAUUUGAUAUGUGUUAUCAAUCAAUACAUAAAAACAUAAAAGAACAAGUCCUUCCCAAUCACUGUGAGAAUAGAUUGGGAUCCCUGCGUCAUUAAAACUAACACUGCUGGAUUUUUUAAUUCACAGCGAAGAGAGAGGGAGCACUAGUGGGCAGUAAUAUUUGAUAUGUGAAUAUACAGUAUAUUAUAUAUACAUCACAUGCGACUCAUAAUGAGACUAAGCAGUUAGCCUAUUAAAAUGUUUAUCUGACUCCAUAAAGAUAAUUAAAAUAUACACAAGACUAUGGUUGAGUUACAGUAAUAGGCAAUGAAGAACGGUCUGAGAAUGGAAUUCUAAAUGCAAGUGUAUUUAAUUAAUGGAUUCAGCAUAAAGCUUAAGCUACAAGGCAAUACUAACAUAAAAAAAACCUGUAGUAAAAAAAAAACUGUUAUUUUGGACGCAGUAUUUGCCGCAUACUGCAGUUAUACUGCACUCUGACUGCAAUCUUUUUUCGUAAGGGCACUGCUGCAACAUGACCAUAAACGUUGCACCUGAAACAGCGCGGUGGAUUCUGCACAAAAGCUCUAACAGUAUAACUGAUAUAACCUAACUUUCUGUCGCCAAUUGGAUAGAAACCUAGUUUUGGACACGCUAUUCCCUAUCUAGUCCACGCCACUACCUUAGACCUGGGCCCGCAUAAGGCUGAGUGUGUGGCGGGAUAAAUCGCUUCCGUGUAGAUUUCCUGGAAAUCGUUUACACAAUAAAUAGCCUACUACGGUAAUUAUCUGUAUCUGAAUGUUAUUAUAAUAGCCGAAUUAUAUUUCGAAUCUUAUUUACAGUAAACUUACAAAGGUUUUGUUCAAAGAAAGGUCGUCUUUUCUCUCCAGUACGAUAAGGAUCGUUCCAAUUUAGAUUGUCCCACUACCCGAUCUGUAGGUUUGUUUCCGGAAGUCUUAUGUUUUGGUGUUGGCUCUGUAACUAGCUAGCAAGCAAACUAUCAUCUCUCAUUAACGCUGGUAUUUAUAUAUGUUUUUAUAUUUAUUAGAAUAGCCUCAUAUACAGUAACUGCUACAUCUUAUAUCACGAAAUGCUACAAAAAAAUAUAUUACUAGGGCAGUCACUGAGUCAGACAACAACUUCCAAUAGUAGCUAGCUUUGCUAGCCUGCUAACACAGACACAAGGUUUAGUUGGCAGUAUCUUUGCUGCUAACGUUAGCUUACUAUCAUUUUACUAGACUCGAUCGCAGGACUGAUUCGCCUGUACAAAAGUAGCUACACGUUACGAACUCUUAACUGUAGCUAGUUACACAUAGACAGUUUGCCAUGAUGUCCGAAGCCACCGUAACCUUCCAGUCUCAGCUCUCCGGAGUCAUGGAGACGGUAUUCAAGACUGCCAUGUACGAGAUCACAAGGCUGGUGGAGGAUAGCUUCCUGAAGGAGGUGUCCCGGAGCCGGGAGCAGGUUGAGUCGCUGAAGAAGCGGCUGCAGUGGUCGGAGAACAGACGCAGGGAGAGGGACAGAGACGGAGGUCGGACAGGGAAGUGUGGGGACUGUGGGAAGGCUGCCGAGGAGAGAAACUCUGGAACCUCACAGACA
This is a messenger RNA of Coregonus sp. 'balchen', 5236 nucleotides long. NCBI's taxonomy places the organism in Eukaryota, Metazoa, Chordata, Actinopteri, Salmoniformes, Salmonidae. The record is from the annotation of a GenBank genome assembly.